Molecule: messenger RNA, 1243 nt
Organism: Jatropha curcas
Lineage: Eukaryota; Viridiplantae; Streptophyta; Magnoliopsida; Malpighiales; Euphorbiaceae
Product: RNA polymerase II C-terminal domain phosphatase-like 4
Cellular component (GO): nucleus
Molecular function (GO): RNA polymerase II CTD heptapeptide repeat phosphatase activity
Source: RefSeq, a predicted model, not a curated record
CUCUCUAUAUAUAUAUUAACCCUUCGUCAAAUCCUCCUCCUCAUCUUCUUCUUCCAGUUUAUUUUCUUCUCCAUUGCCGUUUAUUUCUGCAAAGAUACCAACAUGGAUAACUCUGUUGCCUUGGAAAGUAAUGACGAGUUCGCGAUGCAUCUUGAUUCAAUUUCUGGCUCAGAUCAUAUUCCUGAGAUACAAGAAGCAAUGGAAUGUGAUAAUUCAUGUUCACAUCCUGUGGUCCUGAAGCAAAUUUGUGUUACUUGUGAUCAAUCUGUGGAAAGUGAAUACGGCGUGUCGUUUGGCUAUGUAAGGCCAGGUUUAAGAUUUACCCAGAAAGAAGCUGAUCGAUUGCGUGAAAUAGGCACCAAUUACUUACUGAGCCAAAAAAGGUUGCUGUUAGUUCUUGAUUUAGACAACACCUUGAUUCACUCUGUUAAGGUUGAGAAUUUAUCACCAGAAGAGAAACAUAUAGAGAAUUUUGUCAAAGAUAACAAUGGAAAAAGAGGCCUGUUUAGCGUGCACUGUGUUCCUCCUCGUAUUGUCAAGUUAAGGCCUUUUGUUCAGAAAUUCCUGGAAGAAGCUAGCACUAUGUUUGAAAUGUACGUAUACACAACAGGUUCCAGAAGUUAUGCGAUGGAUAUGAUCAAAUUUCUUGAUCCUCAGAAUAAAUACUUCAAUUUGAAACUAAUUGCUCGAGAGGAUAGUACUCGAACGUUGACCAAGGAUCUUGAUGUUGUAUUAGGGGAGGAAAGAGCAGUUGUUAUUCUUGAUGAUACAGAACAAGCAUGGCCAAUGCACAGGGCUAAUCUGAUUCCUGUUCAGAGAUAUUCUUAUUUUGCAUUCAAUAACUCUGUUGGACGCAAGUUUAAAUCUUUGGCCGAGAGAAAGAUGGAUGAGGCUAAACAAGUUCUUGGUAGAUAUCUUGAAACUCUAAAGGGUAUCCAUUCUCAAUUUUUUGAUCAAGAACUUGGGGUUGAUCUUGCUACUAGAGAUGUUAGGGAGGUAAUAAAAAUGGUCAAGUCUAAUUCUCCCAAGGGGACUGAUGCUCUCAAAGGUUGUUCAGCAAAUAUUGGAAAGAAAAGUGAGCAGUUUGCACCUAAGAGACAGUGACAAAUGUCAAGGAGGCCAUUUAGAACUUCAAUGGCUAGAGAAGAUCCCUUUAAUAUACCAUUAAUUUGUAUGAGAUAUUAGUAAUCUGUAAACCUCUGAUGUACUGUCUGUUAGAAUUUUGAUUUUGAGAAAUUAAGCA